This is a messenger RNA of Cicer arietinum (chickpea), 1251 nucleotides long. Its product is annotated as exosome complex component RRP41 homolog. Gene Ontology annotation, molecular function: RNA binding. The record is from RefSeq and is a predicted model, not a curated record. NCBI's taxonomy places the organism in Eukaryota, Viridiplantae, Streptophyta, Magnoliopsida, Fabales, Fabaceae. Gene Ontology annotation, cellular component: cytoplasmic exosome (RNase complex); nuclear exosome (RNase complex); nucleolus. Gene Ontology annotation, biological process: poly(A)-dependent snoRNA 3'-end processing; rRNA catabolic process; nuclear mRNA surveillance.
GGUUGAAACUGGUGACUCGGCCGGUUCAGUGAACCGGAACGGGUCUAUUCUUAACAAUAGGAAAACCCUAACUCCUUAACCGUUUUCCCUUCGCUCUCACUCUCAGCCAGACUCCACCGCUGCGUUGCCGUCGCUCAGUUUCACGGACGUUUCUCCCUUCUCCUCUCCGUGAAUACGGCCGCCCCACAUUUUCCUCUGUCCGGUUCAGUUUUGAGGCACUCUUCUUCGUACUGUGCUCAUUCUUAUCUUCAUUUAACACUCCAGUUUUUGUGUUUACACUCCAGUUUGUGUUUAUCGUUCAAGCAAAGAGCACAGUAACAGAAAAUAACAUUGCCAGGGAAAAAUAAUCUCAACACCAAAAAUGGAGUACGUCAACCCAGAAGGACUUCGCGUGGAUGGUCGCCGACCCAUGGAAGUACUGUUGUUUCCCCCCUCUUUUCUCCAAUGCGACAGAUUCGGGCUGAGAUUGGUGCUGUAUCCAAAGCUGAUGGUUCUGCAAUUUUCGAGAUGGGUAAUACCAAAGUGAUUGCUGCUGUUUAUGGCCCUAGAGAGGUUCAAAAUAGAAGCCAGCAAAUGAGUGACCAGGCUCUGGUUCGAUGUGAAUACAGCAUGGCUAAUUUUAGCACCGGUGAUCGCAUGAGGAAACCAAAGGGCGACAGGAGAUCGACUGAAAUUUCUCUGGUUAUUCGGCAAACCAUGGAAGCAUGCAUAUUAACGCAUUUAAUGCCCCGUUCCCAGAUAGAUAUUUAUGUUCAAGUUCUUCAAGCAGAUGGAGGAACUAGAUCUGCUUGUAUAAAUGCUGCAACUUUGGCUCUAGCUGAUGCUGGGAUUCCUAUGCGCGAUCUUGUAACUUCCUGUAGUGCUGGAUACCUCAAUAGCACGCCUCUGCUUGAUUUGAAUUAUGUAGAAGACAGUGCUGGAGGUCCUGAUGUAACUGUUGGAAUUCUGCCGAAGUUGGAUAAAGUGACACUUCUUCAGAUGGAUUCUAAACUACCAGUUGACAUUUUGGAAAAUGUUAUGCAACUGGCUACGGAAGGCUGCAAAGCAAUUGCAAACUACAUACGAGAAAUUUUAUUGGAGAACACAAAGCAACUUGAAUAUCGACGGGGUUCAUAGUCUUUAUAGAAGUAAUGUUUUCUUUUGGCUUGUAUUUUAUGUUACUCGAUUUCAUGUUAUAAAUAUAACCUGAUAUUAUGGUGGUUAUUUUAUGUAACCUAAUUUUUCCGGAAUUGCAAGUUCAUUCUUUCAUCA